This is a messenger RNA of Medicago truncatula (barrel medic), 975 nucleotides long. Its product is annotated as multiprotein-bridging factor 1b. Gene Ontology annotation, cellular component: nucleus. The record is from RefSeq and is a predicted model, not a curated record. NCBI's taxonomy places the organism in Eukaryota, Viridiplantae, Streptophyta, Magnoliopsida, Fabales, Fabaceae. Gene Ontology annotation, molecular function: DNA binding. The coding region runs from base 108 to 536 and encodes 142 amino acids. The transcript has 4 exons.
UGAAUCGCAUACGAUUAUCUUUUUCGUCAUUCAUUUUCCAUUUACACCUUCAUUGAGCUACAAACCCUAUACAGACACAGAAAACACACAUAACCAAAGAGAUAAACAUGUCAGGUCUAGGCCAUAUUUCUCAAGAUUGGGAACCAGUCGUUAUCCGCAAGAAAGCACCCAACGCCGCCGCCAAGAAAGAUGAGAAAGCCGUCAACGCCGCUCGCCGUGCCGGCGCCGAUAUCGACACCGUCAAGAAACAUAAUGCUGCAACAAACAAAGCUGCAUCUAGCAGCACUUCAUUGAACACUAAGAGGCUGGACGAGGAUACUGAGAAUCUAGCUCAUGAUCGUGUACCAACUGAACUCAAGAAGGCUAUAAUGCAAGCUAGGAUGGACAAAAAGCUUACUCAGUCUCAGCUUGCUCAAAUCAUCAAUGAGAAGCCUCAAGUGAUCCAAGAGUAUGAGUCAGGGAAAGCCAUUCCAAACCAGCAGAUAAUUAGCAAGUUGGAGAGAGCACUUGGAGCUAAACUGCGUGGCAAGAAAUGAAGACCUAAUUUCAUGAUUGUGCGCUGGGUUUGCAUGUCACUCUUGAGGUGUUAUCAUGUUUGUCUUUGCUCGCUAAGUGUGUAUAUGUAAAACAUAUAAAUGACUCUGAGCCGUGAUUUUCACCUGUUGUUCGAAUAAGCGAAAUUGCAUUAACAGUAUGAACCCUCCUUUCAAGUGAUUUUCAAGGUACGAUUGCUUCAUAGAGAAAGUGAGUGCUGUGUUUAUCUUGGUUCAUUGGCCUGGUUUGCAGGGGACCCAAGUAAUGGUUGAACACCAAUGGACUUGGAAUCUUAAGUUUGAAAUUUGUAACUUAUUAUUACUUGAUUUGCUGAGUACUUGUCAUCUACAGCUUUAAGCUUUAACACUCCAUGAACCACCUUCACCAUCACUGUGGCUGUUAGAAGGGGGUGAAGAUGACGAAAGCAUAUUGUUCUCUGAA